UGUCUCCUUCAGUGACACACACACUGCAGGUCACCUAGAGCGUAGUGCAGAGGCUAGAUUGUUCGAUUAGUCUGUUGGGGAUACACACUGCAUGGACUGAACGGCUCACGGAGGGUGUGAGAGGGAUUCGAUUGAGGCACACACACACACACACACACCCUGUGGAUAGUAGCUGAGAGUGCGUGAGCUUGUGUGUUUAUGUGUCGCUGUCAGCUGAGAUGUGACCCGCUCGUGCUAUGACUGAGGGAGUCACACCAUGACGGAGGCAUGACGAGUGUAGCAGUGUGUUACGGGUCGGUGAACUCCAUCCGGUCGCUAUGGGAGACGCGCAUCAAGAAGAGCAAAGACGACCUCCAGAAACUCACACAGCCGAGAGACAAAGCUACCAUUGGGCGGCUAACAGGCUCCUGGGAAGAUCGUAUCACGCUCAAUAAGCUGCGAGAACAUGUCGUAACGGAGGACGGACGAGUCAUACUCAGGAUACAGAAGGAGGAAUGGAAGACCCUCCCCAGAGCCUUGCUCCAGCUGACAGAGGUGCAUGAGUGGCAGCUCCAUCGAACGUCCCUCACCAAGAUUCCGCAGUUCAUCGACCGCUUCAAUCAGCUGCUGAUACUGGACCUCUCACGCAACAGCAUCACAGAAGUCCCCAAAGAGAUAGGUGGGCUGUGUAAACUGCGUGAGUUGGUGUUGAGUUAUAACCGCGUGAAGGCCAUUCCUGAGCAGCUGGCCAACUGUGAAAAUCUGGAGAAACUGGAACUGGCCAUGAACUGGGACCUGAACGAAUUACCGACACAGAUGUGCAAUCUGAAGCGGCUGCAUCAUCUAGAUCUGUCCAUGAACGCGUUCACUGAGAUCCCAGAGUGUGUCCUCAACAUGCCGGCCCUGGAGUGGCUGGACAUAGGGUCCAACCUCCUGGAGCACCUGCCAGAGGACAUACACAAGAUGGAGAAGCUGCAUACUCUGUGGCUUCACAGGAAUGGGCUGGAGCGUCUUCCUGACAACAUCAGCUGCAUGGCCUCGCUAGACACGCUAGUACUCACAAGCAACAAGCUAAGGGACAUACCGUCUGUCAUGGAGGACAUGAGCAACCUACGGUUUGUGAACUUCCGAGACAACCCUCUGACGUUGGAAGUGACAUUGCCAGAGGUGGAGAGCGAGGUCCCGGAAGAAGAGGACGACCGAGAGCUGUGGGGACGCGACUUCAUGACUCUCUACAUACGAGAGUCCCGGAAGAGAGAGGCAGAGUCCCAGGCCACGUUUACGUCCGUGCUGAAUGUCAACCUGGAGGGAGCGUGUGACGUGUAG
Molecule: messenger RNA, 1305 nt
Organism: Engraulis encrasicolus (European anchovy)
Lineage: Eukaryota; Metazoa; Chordata; Actinopteri; Clupeiformes; Engraulidae
Gene: lrrc39
Product: leucine rich repeat containing 39
Exons: 9
Coding region: 268-1305 (345 amino acids)
Molecular function (GO): protein binding
Source: RefSeq, a predicted model, not a curated record